Labrus mixtus (cuckoo wrasse) is the source of this 3253-nucleotide messenger RNA. RefSeq names its product POU class 4 homeobox 2 (gene pou4f2). Gene Ontology annotation, biological process: regulation of transcription by RNA polymerase II. The record is from RefSeq and is a predicted model, not a curated record. NCBI's taxonomy places the organism in Eukaryota, Metazoa, Chordata, Actinopteri, Labriformes, Labridae. Gene Ontology annotation, molecular function: DNA-binding transcription factor activity, RNA polymerase II-specific; RNA polymerase II cis-regulatory region sequence-specific DNA binding. Bases 617 to 1753 code for a protein of 378 amino acids. The transcript has 2 exons.
CAGUCUGCCCUUCGCCUCAGAGCAGAGGCAGUUCGGGUCCCCGCAGCAUUGAACGUAGUCGAGGAGGUACAGUACAGAGACUGUCACCGCCAUUAUUGCUCACUUACGCUCAUUUCAAGACGGAAACUUUCACCAAAAAAAGAAACAAACAGGUCAACGAAAGCGGCAACAGUUUGAAACUUGAAGUCUUUUUGGAAAUCCUAAGAGACGAGAAGAAACUUUUAAUUUUUUUUUUUUUCUGGCGUCGUUUUUGAGGAGUUGCGCAAAAAAAAAAAUAUCCAAGGCAAAAAUAUUGUUAAAAAAAAAAACAGGUUCGAGACGGUUGAAGGAGGAGAAAAAGAGAACGAAAGGUUAAUAUUUCCGCGCCACAAGUCCAACAAGGGAAAAAGGGUACCUGCUGCGUGCAGUUGCAUGGCUAAUCUCAUCGGCCAAAAAGACCUCCGCUAGUUAUAAUAAAUAGAUGUGAUAACUUCAGUGUUGGACCAUCUUCAGCCCUACACUUUUACUCGACAGUGACUUGAGAUUCCUGCGAAGCAAUUGGGCUUCAACUCCGCACCGAGGAGGCGGAGUCUUAAGUUAUUAAAAGGAACUUGCUGAGGCUCGGACGCCCGCAAAUAUGAUGAUGAUGUCUCUGAACAGCAAGCAGGCUUUUGCCAUGGCCCACUCAAGCUUGCCCGAACCCAAGUACUCUUUGCAUUCCUCCUCGUCCUCCACCUUGACUUCCAAUGCACCCUCGUCGUGCUCGUCCUCCCGACACAGCAGCACCAUCAUCAGCAGCAGCGGCAGCAGCUCGGAGGCGAUGCGCAGAGCCUGUCUCCCAAACCCACCGAGCAAUAUAUUCGGAGGCUUGGAUGAGAGUCUGUUGGCCCGAGCUGAAGCUCUCGCGGCGGUGGAUAUAGUCUCGCAGACCAAGAGCCACCACCACCCUCCACAUCACAGCCCCUUCAAGCCGGACGCCACCUACCACACCAUGAACACUCUGCCCUGCACCUCGUCGUCCUCCUCCUCGGUGCCUAUUUCUCAUCCGUCCGCCCUGUCUGGCCACCACCAUCACCACCACCAUCACCACCACCACCAGCCCCACCAGGCGCUGGAGGGGGACCUGCUGGACCACAUCACCCCAGGACUGGCGCUGGGAGCCAUGGCUGGGCCGGAUGGCUCGGUGGUUUCCACGCCUGCGCACCCUGCCCACAUGGCGGGCAUGAACCACAUGCACCAGGCUAUCAACAUGGCACAUGUCCACGGGCUACCAUCGCACAUGGGCAUGAGCGACGUGGACGCUGAUCCCAGGGACUUGGAAGCGUUCGCGGAACGAUUUAAACAGAGACGGAUCAAACUCGGGGUUACCCAGGCGGAUGUAGGGUCAGCUUUAGCCAGCCUGAAGAUACCUGGGGUGGGCUCCCUCAGCCAGAGCACCAUCUGCCGAUUCGAAUCUCUCACGCUUUCUCACAACAACAUGAUCGCUUUGAAGCCUAUCCUGCAAGCAUGGCUGGAGGAAGCGGAGAAAUCACACAGGGAGAAACUUAACAAACCCGAGUUGUUCAACGGCGCAGAGAAGAAGCGAAAGCGCACGUCGAUAGCCGCGCCGGAGAAGAGAUCACUGGAGGCCUAUUUCGCCAUCCAGCCGCGUCCCUCCUCGGAGAAAAUCGCAGCGAUCGCAGAGAAACUGGACCUGAAAAAGAACGUAGUGCGGGUCUGGUUUUGCAACCAGCGACAGAAACAGAAACGGAUGAAAUACUCUGCAUGCGUCUAAGAAUCGCUUUAAACCAACACCCACUUAAAGACUUGGGAACUGCUUAAAGACGAUUUGUACCAUAUGUCCUAUCACACCUUUUUUUCAAUCGUCGAUGACUUUGUGCUUUGAACUUCGAAAAAUUCAUAAAAUUGAACUAAUGACUGAAAAAAAUAACCCCAGUCACGUCUUUUACUCGCUGAGAGGGGAUACAUGGAGUCAAGUUGAAGCAUCGUUUGAAGAGCAAGUAAGAACACUGUUUCCACACUUACUAUGCUUCACCUUUUUACUGACUUACAGGACUCUGCUUUCAUUUUUACUUACAAUUCAUUUCAAAUGAGGCCAACUUCAUUUUUGCGUAGGCAGCAACACCCCCCACCCCCCCAAUGAAAAUGGUUCUUUUUCACACAGCGGGGCUAUAGUUGAACUCAAAGCACUUGGUUUGGUGACUCUCUUUGGUGUUUAUAUUUUGUGGCUUAUAGGAUAAGCUACAAUUUUCCCUCCGAGUUCGUGACGAUGCAGUCUGACGUUUAUUCAGGGUCCACGAGGGGGGUUUAAAGGGACAACAUCCAAGCUAAUAUUAAAUUACUGCCAAAAAAAGCCCUUUGUAAAUGAAUAAUUUGUCACACACUUCAUUUGUGUCUAAAUGUGUAAUUAAUGCCACUUAUUUUGUUACCAUGUUUAAACAAAGUCAGGGAUCUAUUUUUAAGAUAGGCUACCCAGAUUGGGGCUAAGGUAUAGGGUUUGUUUGUUUUUCUUAUCGUUAUUAUUAUGAUAAUUAUUAUUAUGAAUCCCCAUUAUGUUGAGAUAAAGACAUAGUGCGUCACUUGUAAGGAUUUCUAAGAUUUUCGCUAUUAAAAAAAUAUGAUUUCUCGCCGGCUGCAAUAAGUUUACACUCCAGCGUGGGCCGGUGUCUUAUGAACUAUUUAUUGAGUGAGGUCAUGUUUACUUCAUUAUAUAUUUAUUGGGAUUCCCCCUCCCUCCUCGUUUUGCCUGAGAAAAUCAAAUUCUGACAGCAAGUAAAGCGUGUUGUUCUGCUUUUAAAAGGGAAACGACUGUGAAAUUUUACAGUCACAAAUUUUAGUUUGGAACAUUUGAGAUGGUACAAUCGAGAUAUAUAUGAGAUAGUAUUCUCUUUUUUAAAAUUAUUUUGUGUACGUUUUCUGCUAUUUAUUUGUAUAAAUAUACGCGUAUCAUUAUGAAGUCGUUGCUUGUUAAAAAAAAAUCACCUUGUUUAAGUAAAAUGUUUUUUCUUGAAGAGAAAAGAAAACAGCUUCAUGGAAGUAUACGUGUACAAUGUAAAUAUUUCAUUGGAACCAGUCGAUGCACAUAAAUAUAUCCGUACAGGUUUUUGCUGUAUUGCUGUUUUAGCUGAGGUAAACUUAUUUCUGUAAUGUAUGUUGCUUUUUUUGGUUCCCUGGUUAAAUUAUUCUAUUAAUUUAUGACAUCCAUGUAAUUUUAAUUUAUUUAAUUAUUGAACUGCAAUAUGUGUUUCAUUAAAGAACAAACUUUAACAUUUAA